AUGUCCAUAUUUUCGCAUAUAAACGAGCUUGUUUAUAAUAUGAAAAAUAAGUUAAAGUUUGGCGAAGAGCGUCCUUAUGCAUGCAGUGAGUGUUCUUUCAAGUUCAAGAAAAAGCAAUAUCUGGAGAGGCAUAGUGCAGUUCACUCUACUGAAAAGAAGUUCAGCUGCUGGAAGUGUGGAUCCUCCUACAAGUAUAAAAAAGGGCUAAACAGACAUGUUUCAAGAGCUCACGUUAUGGAGUGGAAAGCGUUUAAAAUGAUGUUUCCUAAAAAGAAACCUUGUCGUCAAAGUGAUGUUUGGUACCCCCCAAGUAUAUAUGAGUUUCAGCCAAUCCCUGUGACUGCUGAAUACCAUAACAGGGCAAUGCUAUUCUGGGCUUGGUCCUGCUAUCAACUUUAUUUGUUCUUCCUCGGGCAAAUCAGAUUUAAUUUAUAA
Molecule: messenger RNA, 435 nt
Organism: Blepharisma stoltei
Lineage: Eukaryota; Ciliophora; Heterotrichea; Heterotrichida; Blepharismidae
Source: the annotation of a GenBank genome assembly